This is a messenger RNA of Ustilaginoidea virens, 651 nucleotides long. RefSeq lists its product as uncharacterized. Bases 1 to 651 code for a protein of 216 amino acids. The record is from RefSeq and is a predicted model, not a curated record. Lineage: Eukaryota; Fungi; Ascomycota; Sordariomycetes; Hypocreales; Clavicipitaceae. The transcript has 2 exons.
AUGAUUGUAAUGCCGCCGACGUCAGACCAUCCUGUCGGCCAGCAGCUUGCUCCCUUCAUCGGUAUAUACUUUCGCUACAAGACUCGACAUCUGCAAUCAGUUGCAAUCACUCUUUUUCUUCUCCCAAGAGGCUUUGUGAUUAUUUCGCACUGCUUGAUAUCCCUCGGCAGGACUACCGAUAGCAGAGGAUUAUUUGCAUUAAAGCUUUGGCAUGACGCAACGGGCAUGGGCCCGAGGGACAUGACUUUAGACGACUGUUGCGAGGAUUCAGAUGCAAUACAUUUGGCCGUGAAACGCCCAUGUGAAGCGCUCUGUCUGUGCAGUUCUCUGGGACUGGUACGUGAAGAUUGCCAACUCAAGGCGGUGACUGACCACGAAGAGGAAGUUGUCCACGGUCUGAGUCCUGACAUCGAGAUGACCGAGACCAGAAACAGCUCAUCCUGUGCCCCAACACAGGCCAUUGGCAUCAAAAGUUCAAACCAGAGGGUUUCUAUUGGAGGCCCGAGCCGGCUAGUUUUUCAUGUCGUGCGGGAUACAUAUCGUUGCGCAGCAGUAGGAGUCAUUCUAUCAGCCUACCAACUGGAAAACGAGCGAAGCGCCCAAGUCACCAGAUGUCACAUCCAAGUUUCGCACUUGCCAGCUGCCGCCUAG